Messenger RNA from Apaloderma vittatum (bar-tailed trogon), 998 nucleotides. RefSeq names its product N-terminal EF-hand calcium binding protein 1 (gene NECAB1). The annotation marks the transcript as partial. The record is from RefSeq and is a predicted model, not a curated record. The transcript has 8 exons. NCBI's taxonomy places the organism in Eukaryota, Metazoa, Chordata, Aves, Trogoniformes, Trogonidae. Gene Ontology annotation, cellular component: cytoplasm. Gene Ontology annotation, biological process: regulation of amyloid precursor protein biosynthetic process.
AAAUAUCAGGAAGCUUCUCAUUUGGAGCAAUUUGUGACUCGCUUUCUUCUGAAGGAAACAAUGAACCAGCUUCAGUCCCUCCAGAGCUCCUUGGAGUGUGCCAUGGAAACCACGGAGGAGCAGACUCAGCAGCAGAGACAAGGCCCAACAAAACCAGAAGUGGUCCAAUGGCCAGGAAAACGCUCAGCUCGAAGGCUUCAGAGGAACAGCAGCCUGUUGUCAAAUAGCUCGAAUUUGAGUACAGGCUGGAUUGAGGAAGACAGCCAGUGGAUGACCCAGAUAAACAGACUGCAAAAGCUGAUUGACAGGCUGGAAAAGAAGGAACUAAAGCUUGAGCCAUUUGAAGAGGAAGUUUUGGAAGAAAAUGCAAGAUCUCAUAUAAUGAUUGUUCAGCGCCAAAUGUCUGUGAUAGAAGAAGUAGUCAAGCAAUUCCAGCUUGCUCUGAAGCAGUAUGUGGAAUCUGCUUCUGCCCAGGGUGGCUGCUUGCAUGUUUCCAUACAGAAGCUUCCAAGUGAUUCCCGCUUCAUUAUUUAUGAAUUCUGGGAGAACAGCAAUGCCUGGAAUAGCCAUCUUCAAAUGAUUUACAGCAAGACAUUCCAAAGAAGUAAUGUGGACUUCUUGGAAACUCCAGAGCUCAUCACAACAAUGCUAGUCCCUGCAUCGUGGUGGGUCCUCAGUAACAACUAGAAGCUGUGGUAACAAGUAAUGUUAAUGUUGCUCUGUUUUUCAUCACGGUAACAGUCACACAGCAGUGUACAAGUGUGCUGGGUUAUGAAUUUACGAUGUGAUAAUGUUCAUUGUUAUGGAUUGUGAUCUUUUCCAUUUUAAAAUAUGGAAAACUGCACAUUUAUUAUCCUCUCUUCUUGUGGCUGGUUCAGUGAAAUGAUGCAUUCUAAAACCUGAAAUAAGACAACUAUGCUGGGUUGUUUGUUGUGUGUAUUCAGUCCAAAUGGUGACAGAAAAGUGCAUCUUGACUAGUAUGACUCAAUAUUUGUGAA